AUGGGGAAUCAUGGUUGUGAAGAUGAUGACGAUGAUGAAGAUUUGCCACCUGGAUUUGGUCCAGCUGCUGUGAAAGACGACGAUGAUGACUUACCAGAGUUUAACUUCAAUCCCUCCACUGCACCACCGGUUACUUCUUCUCCCCGGCAAGCAGUGGUGCCUCAGUCUCAGUCUUUGAAUCAAGUAAGGGAGCUCAUAGUCAAGUACGGAAACUCAGCAGGUAAACAACCAUGGAAUGGUCAGGAUGAUGACGAUGACGAUAUUCCUGAAUGGCAACCUCAAGUCUCAGGCCACCAGAUUCAACCUCCACCACCUCCUCCACCUCCUGGUCCUCCAUUUCAUAGCAGAGCCAUGGCCAGACCACAAGGACAACAUGGUGCUGGACCAUCAGAUGGAUGGAGACCCAAUCAAAACGCACCUAGGCAACAACAACAGUACAGUGCACGUAGGAAUAGAGGAUUUUGA
Brassica napus (rape) is the source of this 465-nucleotide messenger RNA. RefSeq names its product salivary acidic proline-rich phosphoprotein 1/2-like. The coding region runs from base 1 to 465 and encodes 154 amino acids. The record is from RefSeq and is a predicted model, not a curated record. NCBI's taxonomy places the organism in Eukaryota, Viridiplantae, Streptophyta, Magnoliopsida, Brassicales, Brassicaceae. The transcript has a single exon.